Phacochoerus africanus (Common warthog) is the source of this 2472-nucleotide messenger RNA. RefSeq names its product endosulfine alpha (gene ENSA). Lineage: Eukaryota; Metazoa; Chordata; Mammalia; Artiodactyla; Suidae. Gene Ontology annotation, cellular component: cytoplasm. The record is from RefSeq and is a predicted model, not a curated record. The coding region runs from base 156 to 584 and encodes 142 amino acids. Gene Ontology annotation, molecular function: protein phosphatase inhibitor activity. The transcript is spliced from 3 exons.
GCGGUCAUAACGUCACAGGCAAGAGCCGCCAUUUUGACUGAGCAACCCUAGUGACAGGAGCCGAACAAGCCGCGCAGGUUGUCCCGUGUCCCCUCCCCCUUCCCUUCUCCAGUUGACUUCCCGGGUCCCCUACACUCCACAGUCCCGGCCCCGCCAUGUCCCAGAAACAAGAAGAGAACCCUUCGGAGGAGACCGGCGAGGAGAAGCAGGACACGCAGGAGAAAGAAGGUAUUCUCCCUGAGAGAGCCGAGGAGGCAAAGCUAAAGGCCAAAUAUCCAAGCCUAGGACAAAAGCCUGGAGGCUCCGACUUCCUCAUGAAGAGGCUCCAGAAAGGGCAAAAGUACUUUGACUCAGGAGACUACAACAUGGCCAAAGCCAAGAUGAAGAAUAAGCAGCUGCCAAGUGCAGGACCAGACAAGAACCUGGUGACUGGUGACCACAUCCCCACCCCACAGGAUCUGCCCCAGAGAAAGUCCUCGCUCGUCACCAGCAAGCUUGCGGGGGUAACCUGGGCCCCCUUCUCCUCCCCUUCCUCACCCACUGGACUUCUAUAUGUCAUAGGCAGGGAUGGAAUGGGCACCUAGUUCUGUCUUCUCAGCUGGCUAGCCAGAAAUGACUGGGAGUCUUCUGGGGGCUGCUGAGAAGGUAAUGUGGGCUGAAGAGGGGCUCUGAGUUCAUUUCUUUGGUUAAAUUGGGAUUUCCACACCCUCUCUAUUGCCCAGGUAGGAGUUCAGAAAUAGGACACUAGGCUUGGAUAAUGCUGCAGACUCUUUUUCUUUUGUAUGAAAAGCUGGGGAGAUGAGAUUUCUUGUUUUGGAAGAGAAUAUCCCAAAAUUGGUUAGGCUCAGCCUUGGGAAUAAUACGACAGGUUUAACAUCCCAAGCCUAACCUGACAUGGUUGGGAAAGGUAGAUUGAAUGAGAUCUGUUUUCUGUGCUUCUAAGUGUUUUGUGUAUUGGGCUGCUGUUGCUUCAUGUGUUCAUUAUGGCAGGUUUAAUGAAUCCUCAAAAAGAAAAACUGGUUUGCUUGCCUAAAACUGUAAUGCCCACUUAACCUCCUUCACUCAGUCAGUGUCUUUUAUGGUUUACCCUGGCUCUUAAAUAAUGUAAAGAUUUGAGAAUGUUGUUCACAUAAAUGGGCACCUUCUCUCUCUCCCUUCCAGCAUGUUGCUUUUGAAACUAUCAUGUGAUAAUGGAAAGAGCUCUGAGUUAGGAGUCAAGAUAUCUGGGUUCUGGUUCCACUCAGUCUAGGCAGAACCGACGUGUAACCUUGGUCAAAUAAUUUAACCUCUCUGGAUUUCUAUUUCCUCCUCUGUAAAAUAGAGUUGAAUUUAGAUAAGAUUGAUUCUGAUUCUGAAAUCCUGCAAAACUCUUGUGAGGGGGGCCCAUGGGUGAGCCUACAGAGGGGAACCAUUUGAAGACGACAUGGGAAGAGAAGUUGGGGUUUGGGGGUUAUAAAUUCAAGCAGGAGGGUCUUAUAAGUGUCAUGGUCUUGAUCAAGAAAAAAAAUUCUGAGAAGCCAGCCAUGAAAGCUUCUUGCCUCUGCCCCCACCUGCUUUCCUGGCCUAUAGUCUAGGCCCUUGCUGCUAAAAAGCUGCUCUGGCAGCCAAGCUAUGGCCUGAAGAAAUAUGCUCAGUCAUGCCCAUGUGGAGUCCCACAUUUUAGAUGUUACCAGCUGCCAGGUGUAUUGUUAGGGAGACAAGAAAAGGGAUAAACUGAGCAAGCCUUCGGGGCUUAGUGAUACUGCAGUAAGGCUGGAGCAGCAGGUUCUCAGGAGAUGACUCACCUCGGAGGAAGCGGGGAAAGGUGGUUAGGGAGAAAGAGAAGGAAAACUGAGAAAUCUCUGCCCUCCUAGAGCUCAGUAACCUCGCUCCUGUGCACUGAGAAGUAGCAGUGCUGAUCUUGAACCAGGUGGAGGAAAGGGGUUGCAGGUGGCCAGCAUCCUCAAUCUAGUUUUCCCUGGCUUGGCCGACUGACUGAAUGUGGCCUGCUAGUUAUAGGCAGAGAGUAAGAACUGGCUGUUGAAGAGAGGAAGCUUCUGUAAUCCUCUCUUGCCUUCUCACCUCACCAAUUCUGAUAUGCCACACAUCUGGCCCAAUGAGAAUGCCUGAUGAACUUGCUGAUGCUCCUGUGGGGAGAUGGAGUGUGUUUGUACGUCUUUCCUGACCAGCCAUUCACUUCUCAGGCCAUCUUUCAGAUUGGAUAGGAAAAAGUUGGUGAGGGAGGAAUGGAGAGAGCAGGAUCCCAUGAUUCCCUGGCUCCCAAACUCCUUGACUGUCCCUUGUAACUGUAUAUAAUUUUUGUGUUUCUUGCUCCAUUUGCUCAUACUGUCUUCCUUAGUCUAAGGUCCAUGUGGGAAGGGGAAAUGCUGAACAUCCUUGUAUAGUUUCCUCAACUGUCCCAGACAUGUUGUACAUAGAUAUGUCAUGUUAUUAUAUAUAUAAAUAUAUAUAUAAUUUUGUACGUUUUCUUCA